AUGACGAACAACAUUGUCGUGCUCGGUGCUGGCGUGUCGGGCCUCACGGCGGCCCUGCUCCUGUCCAAGAGCAAAGCCAAUUCCGUGACGGUGAUCUCGAAGCACAUGCCCGGCGACUAUGACAUUGAGUACACGUCGCCAUGGGCCGGUGCCAACGUGCUGCCCAUGGCGCCCGAGUCCGAUAGCAGAUGGGAGCGCAGGACAUGGCCUGAACUCAGCCGCCUGGCCGCCGAGGUUCCGGAAGCGGGUAUUCACUUCCAGAAGAGCCAGGUCUUCAGACGUAAGAAGGACAUCGAGGCCGGCGGCAACCCCUACGACGCCCUGUACGCCGUGGACCCGUGGUACCGCAGCCUGCUCCCGGACUUCCGCGACCUGCGCGCGGACGAGCUUCCCGCCAACGCGCACUCGGGCUCCGAGUUCACGUCGGUGUGCAUCAACACGGCGCUCUACCUGCCGUGGCUCGUGGGCCAGUGCCGCAAGAACGGCGUCGUCUUCAAGCGCGGCGUCAUCGCGCACAUCCACCAGCUCAAGGCGCUGCACCACUCGGGCCGUCCGGCCGACGUCGUCGUCAACUGCUCGGGCCUGCUGGCGUGCAAGCUGGGCGGCGUCGAGGACAAGGCGGUGCAGGCGGCGCGGGGCCAGGUCGUGGUGGUGAGGAACGAGGUCGAGCCGAUGGCGACCAUCUCGGGCACCGACGACGGGGCGACCGAGGUGUGCUACAUGAUGACGCGGGCGGCCGGGGGCGGGACGGUCCUGGGCGGCACGUACGACAAGGGCAACUGGGACCCGAAUCCGGACCCCAACAUCGCGAACCGCAUCAUGAAGCGGUGCGUCGAGCUGAGCCCGGCGCUGACGGGCGGCCGGGGCGUCGAGGCGCUGGACAUCAUCCGGCACGGCGUCGGGCUGCGGCCGUACCGCGAGGGCGGCGUCCGGAUCGAGACGGACAGGGCGACGUUCGCCGACGGCACGCCGGUGGUGCACAACUACGGCCACGCCGGAUGGGGGUUCCAGGGGUCGUACGGCUGCGCCGAGCGGGUUGUCGAGCUGGUCAACGAGAUCCGCGCCGAGAAGGGGGACAAGUUGGCGGAUGAGCCCGAGAUGUUCUCGUGGGACAAGGCAAGCAAGUUGUAG
Molecule: messenger RNA, 1131 nt
Organism: Colletotrichum higginsianum IMI 349063
Lineage: Eukaryota; Fungi; Ascomycota; Sordariomycetes; Glomerellales; Glomerellaceae
Product: FAD dependent oxidoreductase
Exons: 4
Coding region: 1-1131 (376 amino acids)
Molecular function (GO): FAD binding; D-amino-acid oxidase activity
Source: RefSeq, a predicted model, not a curated record